AUGCACCUGGCGCGAUCCUUAUUGUUCCAGCUGCGCAUUCGUACUCGUACCACACUAGUCAGAACGCCCCUGCCCUACACCCACCUCAACACCCCUUCCCGACCCAGCUCUUUCCGGAUCGCGCCGUACAGCAUGAGUCAAGCGGCGCCGACUGACCACACCGGAUCGCGCGGGAUCGUCGAGACCAUUGUCGAUGCGAUCAAACCUGCUCAAAAAACAAACGAGCAAGCGGGGGCACCGUCAGCAGCCGUAGCUCAGGAGGCCUCGGCCGAGCAACCUCGAGUCAAGUCAGUUCCAUUCUCCUCUUCACCUCUCGCACGGCUCACGUCUCACUAACACCAGCCCCUGUGCGGUUUCUAGGGAGAAUGGCGAACUGGAGACCAAGUCCGAGAUGAAGAAGCGCAUCAAGGCCGAGCAGAAGGAGAAGGAAAAGGCCGAAAAGGCCGCCGCGAGGGAGAAGAAGGAGGCCGAGGACAGGGCCGCCAAGGCCGCUGCUGAUGCUGUGAGUAUCUGGAUAUGUGGGGACCGAGAGCAGAGUCGGAUGCAGUACAGUCGGUGUGAACUCACUUGGUCGAGGGAAUAUCAACUGAUGACGUGCGAUCGACCGUUGAUCAGGACUACUCGCCCGACAAGUACGGCAAGCUUCCUCUCAACACAUCCCAGGAUCGAUCCCGUGAGUUGCAGAUUGAUUCCCGACCAGCGCGUACAUUGCAAGAUCCGGCGAAGAACAGACCGCUCACGCAGCAUCCGCUUCGCUUCGACUUUCGCAGGCAAGGAGCGAACCGACUUGGGCACAUUGACCGCCGCCGAUGCGGGCAAGAAGGUCUUGUUCCGAGCCCGUCUCCAAACGUCACGUGCACAAGGUGCGUUUCUCGUGCGCACUUGGGACUUCAAGUUGUCGUGCUCCUGCUGAUUUGCUCCCCAUUCCCGACACUCCCGCCGCCGUCGUUCCCCCACACUCGUGCAAUCGGCCGCAGGUGCCAAGAUGGUCUUCCUCGUCUUCCGUCAACAGCAACACACGAUCCAGGCCCUCAUCCAAGUCGAACCCGAGCUCGUGUCCAAGCCCAUGGUGCGCUGGACCGAAUCCAUCAACGCCGAAUCGAUCGUGCUCGUCGAAGGCACCGUCCAAAAGCCGCUCGAGCCCGUCAAGAGUUGCACCGUCUCGGACGCCGAGAUCAAGAUCUCGCAGAUCCACACCAUCUCGGAAGCGCCCAACGUACUCCCCUUCUCGAUCGCGGAUGCGAUGCGCACCGCCGACUCGGUCGAGGGCCCUACCGUUGCUCUCGAUACGCGCUUGGACAAUCGAGUGCUCGAUCUCCGUACGAUCACGAACCAAGCCGUUUUCAAGAUCCAAUCGGGCGUCUGCCAGCUGUUCCGCGACUAUUUGAUCAACAAGAAUUUUGUCGAGAUCCACACCCCGAAGCUGCAAGGUGCGGCGACGGAGAGUGGUGCGUCCGUGUUCAAGGUGUCCUACUUCAAGGGUAAUGCCUUCCUCGCGCAAUCGCCCCAACUCGGCAAGCAGAUGUGCAUCGCCGGUGACAUGGAACGUGUGUUUGAGAUCGCGCCCGUCUUCCGUGCCGAAGACUCGAACACCCACCGUCACAUGACCGAAUUCAUGGGUCUCGAUCUCGAGAUGGCGUUCGAGGAACACUACCACGAGGUGAUGGAGACGAUCGACGGCAUGCUCAAAGCCAUCUUCAGCGGCCUGCAACAAAAGUACGCCAACGAGAUCUCGAUCGUGCAAAAGCAAUUCCCGCACGACGAUUUCACCUUCUUGCCCGAGACGUUGGUGCUCAAGUACACGGACGCGAUCAAGAUCUUGCAAGAUGCUGGGGUGCAACAGGGGAGUCCACCUGCGCCGAUUGGGGAUUACGAUGACAUGUCGACGACGACGGAGAAGGCGUUGGGUGUUUUGGUCAAGGAGAAGUACGGCACGGAUUACUACAUCAUCGACAAGUUCCCGUUGGAGCUGCGCCCGUUCUACACCAUGCCCGAUGCCGAGGAUCCCGUGAGUUGACACACCCCUUUCGCAUGAUGCGAUGUCCCUUUGCGCUGAAUGAAGCGCUUCUUAUGAUCGUCCUGCAGAAACUGUCCAACUCGUACGACUUUUUCAUGCGAGGCGAAGAGAUCCUUUCCGGCGCCCAACGAGUCCACGACGCCACCCUGCUCGAAGAACGUAUGCGAGCGGUCGGGAUCGACCCCGACGACAUGAAGGCCUACGUCGAUGCGUUCCGCCUCGGUGCUCCUCCCCACGCCGGUGGUGGUAUCGGUUUGGAGAGGGUCGUGAUGUUGUUCCUCAAGUUGAACAAUAUCCGACGGGCGAGUUUGUUCCCUCGUGAUCCUAAACGAUUGAACCCUUAG
Molecule: messenger RNA, 2361 nt
Organism: Microbotryum saponariae
Lineage: Eukaryota; Fungi; Basidiomycota; Microbotryomycetes; Microbotryales; Microbotryaceae
Source: the annotation of a GenBank genome assembly